This is a messenger RNA of Tetranychus urticae (two-spotted spider mite), 2010 nucleotides long. RefSeq names its product arginine--tRNA ligase-like protein (gene ArgRS). The record is from RefSeq and is a predicted model, not a curated record. Gene Ontology annotation, cellular component: cytoplasm. Gene Ontology annotation, biological process: arginyl-tRNA aminoacylation. Gene Ontology annotation, molecular function: ATP binding; arginine-tRNA ligase activity. NCBI's taxonomy places the organism in Eukaryota, Metazoa, Arthropoda, Arachnida, Trombidiformes, Tetranychidae.
UGAGAUUUGUGCUCUUUUUUAUUGAGUGACCGUCCCUUAAAGAGGCUCCCUUUAACUUACACGUGUUUAAGAUUCCGCAGAUAUCAACUCCAUAUUGUUAAAGAUCUUUUAUUUAUUUAAUUUAAUUCCCUUUUGUCAUUUUAUAAUUGUGUGUCAGUUCACCACAUCAUGGAGGCUAUCACCAAGCAGCUUCAAACGCUUUUCGAUGAAGCUAUCAACAUAAGUUUUCCUAAUUUGAAGGAUACUCACGCAACAAUAAGACCAAGUGUUCAUGCUGAUUAUCAAUGUAAUUCUGCGAUGGGAUUAAUGAAAAAAGCAAAGGAACUUGGUAUAGAAGGUAAAGUUGACCCAAAGAUGCUGGCAGAAAAGCUCGUUUCCAAUUUACCAGAAAACAAUCUGAUUGGCUCCAAUAGCGUUGACAAAGGAUUUAUUAAUAUACACAUUAAUAAUGAAUAUGUUGGACAAAAAGUGUUGUCCAUCUUGAAGGACGGAGUUUCUAUGAAGUUAGAUAAAAAAGAAAAGGUUGUUAUUGACUAUAGUUCACCUAAUAUAGCAAAAGAGAUGCAUGUUGGUCAUCUUCGAUCCACAAUCAUCGGAGAUUGUCUUGCUAAUAUCUUGGAGUUUUUAGGACACGAUGUAGCAAGAGUCAACCAUCUUGGUGACUGGGGAACUCAAUUUGGAAUGCUGCUAGCCCAUUUGACAGAAAAGUUUCCAGAUUAUCUAGAAAAUCCACCGGCGAUUGGGGAUUUACAAAAAUUUUACCAAGAAUCCAAGAAACGCUUUGACGAGGACAAAGAGUUUCAGAAAAGAGCCAAAGAUAGUGUAGUAAAACUUCAAUCCAAAGAACCAUCAUUUAUCAAAGCAUGGAAGCUAAUCUGUGAUAUUUCUCGAGAAGAAUUUUCAAAAAUUUACGAAGCUCUUGAUAUUCAUGGACUUGUGGAGUAUGGUGAAUCUUUCUACCAAGAUAUGAUGAUAGAAGUUGUAGAGGAUUUGAAGUCUCGGAAUCUAUUGGUAGAAGAGGAAGGACGAUGGAUGUUUUUCACUGGUAAACCAAAAGAAGUUCCUUUAACAAUUGUUAAAUCAGAUGGUGGAUUCACUUAUGAUACAUCAGAUAUGGCUUGUAUCAGAUACAGAGUGAAUGUACAAAAGGCUGAUCGUGUUAUUUAUGUGGUUGAUGCUGGCCAGGAAACUCAUCUCCGAACCAUUUUCGCAGCUGCUAAAAUAGCCGGUUACUAUGAUCCAGACAAAGUUAAAACUGAAUUCGUUGGGUUCGGUGUUGUUCUAGAUGAUAAAGGCAAAAAAUUCAAAACUCGAUCUGGCGAGUCCGUAAAAUUGAGAGAACUACUAGAAGAAGGUAUCCAAAGAGCUGAGCAAAAAUUGAAGGAAAAGGAGCGCGAUAAAGUUUUAUCUCCAGAAGAACUGGAAGUUGCUAAAAAAGCUGUUGCUUAUGGAUGUAUCAAAUACUCUGAUUUAGCUCAAGAUAGAAUCAAGGACUAUCAGUUCAGUUUUGAUAGAAUGUUAGAUGAUCGUGGAAACACGGCUGUAUACCUUCUAUAUUCACUGGCCCGAAUUAGGUCUAUAAUUCGUAAAACUGGUAUAACUAAGCCAAUCAAGGAAAUAGCCUCCGAAACCAAGGAGUUGGUUCUCAAUCAUCCAAGAGAACUUAGAUUAGCUAAGUUCCUUCUUAAAUUUCCAGAUGUGAUUUUACAGAUAAGUGAGUCACUAGCACCUCAUGGAUUAUGCUCGUUCCUUUUCGAGUUGUCAGUUAUUUUCUCUGAAUUCUAUGAACAAUGUUAUGUUAUCGAGAAAAUUGGAGAAAGUGAUCAAGUCAAAAUCAACAUGGAAAGAGUCUUGCUUUGCGAGGCAACAGCAUACAUUCUCAGUCUUGGACUCAAGCUUCUUGGAAUCAAAUUGGUUGAGAAGCUCUGAUUUGCUUAUUUUGUUUCGAUGAUAAAACUAAUUUAAUAACGAUAUAAUGAACUUAUUAAUAAACUACCUUCAUUUAUAAUA